GGCUGGUACAGUUUGCACGGUGCUUCCAAGUGAGAAAAACCUAUGUCUGGAAAACAAUCCAUCUUUAAAAUAUGGCAGUCAAUAUUCCUCCAGGCUCCCUCCCCACUUCUCAAAAAACCCACCUCUCAUCGUGGUUUGCCACAUUACUCAUUUCUCUCCACAAGUUCAGACACAAAGCUGAAGAUGUCCUGGACGUAUGCAACCCUGCUGGCCCUCGUCGCUGUGCUUGUGGCACUUUCCUUGUCUCCAGAGGCCGACUCUGCAGCUGUUUCCAGCAGCAAAGGCAGCGUUAAAGAGCCUCAAGGUUCAAUGAAGAAGAUCUUCAUGAAGGAGGCAGAUGCAGCAACCUUCUUCAGAAAACGCAGCAGACGAGCCUCAAAGUCUCAGGAUGAGAUUAAUGCUGAGCAGAGGCAGAUUCUAGCUGCAGAUGAACGAAUGAGAGAGUUUAACGAGGAGAAGAGGACCCGGCACGAGAACUUUGCUGAAGAGGAGGAUGAUGAACAAAAUGAGAAGAGCCGAGAGAGCACGGAGCAGUGGAGGGAGUUUCACUACGACGGGAUGCAUCCUCCUCAGGAGUACAACCGCCAGUCCAUCUGAGGCCCAGGGCUGAAGAGAGGAGAGAUGUGAGCUUUUAGAGAAACAACUUUAAAAACACAAUGAGACUUUUCUCAUCUGACACUGACGGUUGAGAUAACAGCUCGUUGUUUUCACCCUUUUCAAGGUUCAAGGUUCUUUAUUUGUCAUAUGAACAUAGCUACAGAGUAGUUAUGUCGAUGAAGUUCUUCAGUCAGGCUUCUCCAACAGUGCAACACAAUAAAACAGAAAAACAGACAAAUAUAGUGCAAGUAAAUAUUAAAUAUUAAAAGUAACUGCAAAAAGAAAGGAAUAGUUUAAAAAGCUAUUUGAAUGAUAUAUUAGGUAAAUAGAUAAAUGAUUACUAAGUAGCAGAAUGUUAUGCAUGUUGUUUCAGCAGUUCAGGUGUUUAACAGUCUUAUCGCCUGUGGGAUGAAACUGUUGGUUUUAGUCAGGAUGUUGUUGUUGAUGCUAGCUUUACAUCCUCAUUGUUUAGUAUUCCCACAGACUCUCAUAAGGUAUGUGUAAAAGUAAUAACGCGAAUAAUUAUUGCAUUGUUUUGUCUUUUCAACUUUUUAAUUAAAAAGCAAAUAUGUAGGUAUUGAAGUACCUUUCUCAUUUCCACAAACUGGCCUUACACAUUUAACGAAGGAGACACGGUACAGAAAUAACCAUUAAACUGAGUUAAUGCAUAGAGAGAAUAUAUGUUUUAUAUUGAAUGGGCUGUGGAUGAACUAAAGAUUAUUUUAAUUUUCAAAGAAAAGUCACAAAGUGUUGAACUGAUAAAAUGUUAAGUAUGUUUAAAUAAUGGAGGGCCUGGGUUAAUCGAUGUGCAAUGAUUUCAUGCUACAUUACCAGAAGAUUAAUGCGUGUGAAUAAACUGUAUUUACUCGUAUAUAUGUACUAACCAUACUGUAAUUAUAUAUAAUCCAUUGUGCUGACAGUUCAAUCUUUUAACGUAGUAGUUUUGAUGUAUUGAUCUAUAAUCUUAUUGAAAGAAAUAUGUACAAACUCUAACUAACUCACUAACCUGAUAUUUACUCAAAGAAUCAACAACCCAUGCA
Messenger RNA from Gymnodraco acuticeps, 1637 nucleotides. RefSeq names its product upper zone of growth plate and cartilage matrix associated b (gene ucmab). The record is from RefSeq and is a predicted model, not a curated record. Gene Ontology annotation, cellular component: extracellular matrix. Gene Ontology annotation, biological process: embryonic skeletal system development; regulation of osteoblast differentiation. The transcript has 6 exons. Lineage: Eukaryota; Metazoa; Chordata; Actinopteri; Perciformes; Bathydraconidae. Bases 43 to 597 code for a protein of 184 amino acids.